AAGUAAAGUGAUCAAAGCUGUCAUCUGAUUAGCUGGUGCACACUCAAACUUGAUAAACAUUGAAUUGCUGAUAAAUCCCAGCAUCGGGCUAAGGUUUUCAACCCACCAACCAGAAGCAAAAUUCACACCAAAAAAGAAAUAAAAAAGAAAAAGAAAAUCGCAUGAAAAAGUUAAAAAGACGUUUCUGUCAAUAGCAUUUGUGAUAAAUAUGUCUCUUAACGCUUAGUAGUCAAAACUCAAAAAAUUUGCAUAUUCUCGAGAAAAAACCUACUAAAAAGCCUAAAAAUGGAAACACCCAAAGAGUCUCCUUAAUUGUCUCGAACUGUCAGGCUCUCUCGAUCAAAGCUUCCUCUCUGUGCACCAUUUGGAAAGUUUCCAAGAUCAAACUGGACUCCAUCUUUGCAUAAAAUUACCAUAUCAGCCACUUUCCCUUCACUCUAUCACUCUACUACUACUCCCAAUAAACCCCUACUCCUAACUCUUCUUGCCCUUCCAAACAAACCGCUCUCUGCUCUUCCAACUCUACCCCCAAACCCUCUCCCCUGUUUUCUCGAGAAUACCAUUAAUUUUUUCUGGGAAAAAUUAAAAAUUUUUCCUGGGAAAUCUGCGGAACAGAAGAAUGGAGGAAGAAGAAGGGGCUCUACCGGACCAUCUCCGGUGCAAACGAACCGACGGGAGACAAUGGCGGUGCAGGCGACGAGUAACGGAGGGGAAAAAGCUAUGCGAGCUUCACCAUAUUCAGGGCCGUCACCGACAAAAGAAACAGAAGGUACCGGAAUCCCUCAAAAUGCAAAGGAACAAGAGAAAAAAGAAGGCUUUCGAGAAGAACAAGCUUGAAAUUAGGGCAAAGUUACUGAAAUUAGCGAAGCCAAUGAAGCGAAAGCGCGUGAUCGGAGGGGAAUCUGAGGCGUUAGACGAAGCCGUUCGGAAGAUGAAACUUAAAAGAGGAGAUUUGCCGUUGGAGCUUAUAAGAAUGGUUUUGAAAAGGGAAAUUGAGAAGAAGAAAAGGAAAGAAAGUGAUUGUAGUGACUUUGAUGAUGAAGAAGAAGAAGAAAAAGGUGAUUUGAUGAGAGAAUUGCCAAAUGGACUAAUGGCUAUUUCUUCUUCAAGUCCACAUUUUGAUAAUGCAGGUUCUUGUUCCGGUUCUGGUUCGGGUUCGGGUUCUGUUUCAGGUUCUUGUUUUAAUGUUAAAGUAGGAGAAACUGAAACUAAUACUGUUGCCAUUACCAGAAGGCGAUUUCGGUCUAAGAACAUUGAACCAUUACCUGUUGGUACAUUGCAGGUUGUGCCGUAUAAGAAGGAUAUGGUGAAUUUGAGGAGAGGAAGAAGAAUAAGGUGCCAUUGGUGUAGAAAGGGUGGUGUUCGUAGUUUGAUCAAGUGUUCCAGUUGUAGACAGCAGUUCUUUUGCUUGGAUUGCAUAAAAGAACAGUAUUUUGUUAUGCAAGAAGAAGUUAAGAUAGCUUGUCCAGUAUGCCGUGGAACUUGUGGCUGCAAGGCCUGCUCAGUGAGUCAACAUAGAGACACUGAAAGUAAGGAGUUUUUAAGGGACAAAAACAAAGUGGACAAGGUGUUACAUUUUCAUUAUUUGAUCUGCAUGCUUCUUCCUGUUCUGAAGCAAAUAAACCAAGACCAGAGUGUUGAGAUUGAAGUGGAGGCAAAAGUAAAAGGCAAAAAACUCUCUGAUAUUCAAGUCCAACCAGCUGAAUUUGGUGGCAAUAAGCAAUAUUGUUGCAGUAACUGCAAGACUUUCAUACUGGAUUUCCACAGAAGCUGCUCAAAGUGUUCAUAUAAUCUCUGCUUAAGCUGUUGUCGGGAUAUCUUUCAAGGGAGUUUAGUUGGAAGUAUCAAAGAAAUUAACUGCAAAUGCCCAAAUAGAAGGAAAACUUGUGUGCCUGGCAUUCGCCUUUCACAUAAGAAAUCUGUAAGAACCUCUAAGAAAAAUUAUGACAGUAGAUAUUUUGAUUCUUCUGCAUCAUUGCCUAGUCGCAAAGCUCCUGAUGGCAAUGUUCCUAUAUCAUGCCCACCCACAGAGUUUGGUGGUUGUGGUGAUGGCCUUCUUGAUCUGAGGUGUAUUUUGCCGCUAAGGUGGUUCAAAGAGCUGGAAAUAAGUGCUGAAGAAAUAGUUGGCAGCUAUGAAUUGCCAGAAGCUUUCAAUACUUUAUCAUGCUGCUCGCUAUGUCCUGGAACAGAUUAUGAAGCUAAAGGGGUGAAGCAGUUGCAAGAGGCUGCUAGGAGAAAAAUUUCAAAUGACAACUUCCUAUUUUACCCCACUAUAAUGAACAUUCAUGCUGAUAACCUGGAGCACUUCCAGAAGCAUUGGGGUAAAGGCCAUCCUGUAAUAGUUCGAAAUGUGCUUCGGGAUACAUCAGAUUUGAGUUGGAAUCCGGUAUUCUUGUUUUGCACAUAUCUUAAGAAUAGUUUUGCCAAAUCUGAGAAUGAGGAACUAACUAAAGCUACAGGUUGCUUGGACUGGUUUGAGGUUGAAAUUGGUAUUAAGCAGUUAUUUUUGGGGUCAUUGAGGGGUCUGGCGCAAUCUAAUUCGUGUGAUGAGAAGAUGAAACUGAAGGGCUGGCUUUCUUCUCAUUUAUUUCAAGAACAAUUCCCAGAUCAUUAUACUGAAAUCAUUCGAGCUUUACCACUUCCAGAAUAUAUGGAUCCUAGAAGUGGUCUUUUAAACAUCGCUGCAAGGUUGCCAGAAGAAAUCACAAAGCCUGAUCUAGGCCCAUGUAUCUCUAUCUCGUAUUGCAGUGGCGAGGAACUUGUACAGGCCAAUUCAGUGACAAAAUUAUGUUACGACUUAUGUGAUGUGGUUAAUAUUUUGGCACAUGCUACAGAUGCUCCUGUAUCCAUGAAGCAGCUUAAUAAAAUAAGAAAGUUAAUGAAAAAGAAAAAAUUUCAAGACCAAAGGGAGGUUGCUAAGACGACUCUUGAUCGAAAGGCGGCUAAUAAAGUGAAGGAAAAAUCUGCACCACAUGAUGAAAACAUGGAAGAAGUAGGAUUGAAUGAUAUGCUCAGUAAAGAAAUGCAUGCUCAUGAGAGAGUACCAAAAGUAUCCCACUUACCUUCUGCUGUGCACGAAGCACAGGAUUUAGGUUUCAAAGAUAGAAACGCAUACCAUGAUAAGGGAGAUAGCUCUGACUCUGAUUCUGAUUCUGAUUGUAAUUCAAAUUCUGAAGCUGCACUACUUCCAUGCCAUACCAUUCACGGCUCAGAAGCCAAGUCUUGUGGUGCUGAAUGGGAUGUCUUCCGCAGGCAGGAUGUUCCAAAGCUUAUGGAGUACCUUAGAAAGUAUUCAAAUGAGUUUGGUAACACACGUGGUUUUCAAAAGCAUGUGGUUCAUCCAAUCCUUGAUCAGAAUUUCUUUCUUGACACAAGUCACAAAACAAGGCUGAAGGAGGAGUAUGAAAUUGAACCUUGGACUUUUGAGCAACAUGUUGGAGAAGCUGUUAUAAUUCCAGCUGGCUGUCCAUACCAGAUUAGGAAUGUUAAGUCCUGCGUUAAUGUGGUUUUGGACUUUGUUUCACCGGAAAAUGUGACUGAGUGUAUCCAGUUGAUUGAUGAACUUCAUCUGCUUCCGGAAAAUCAUAAAGCCAAAGCAGAGAAGUUUGAGCAGGUUAAGAAGAUGGCCUUGUAUAGGACGAGUGCAGCAAUAAAAGAAAUUCGUGAGCUUACAUGUGCAGAGUCCAGUGCUGAGUUCAGCGAGUACUUGAAGACUGAAGAACAAUGACAGGUAGUAUAAGGGGUUCUCAAGUUGGUGGCUCUUGCUGCUGGUAUCGUCUGCUCUAGGGUCUUUUCUUAUUUAGAAGCAUUGUUCCUAGCAAAUAGCGUGCAUUGCAUGCAGAAAUUUUGAUGCAAUUGUCCAUUCUCUCUCCCCCUCCGAUAUUGAAGUCAAGAAUUGGAACUAGGCCACUUUGCUGCAACUGACUUUGUAAAUGUGUAAUAUUGAUCAAUCAUGUACUUAAUACAGCCAAGCCAGGAUCAAACAUUAUUCAUUGUAUUAUACCUUCUCUUCAAUACAACAACAGCUAAUUUCUCCAA
Theobroma cacao (cacao) is the source of this 4038-nucleotide messenger RNA. RefSeq names its product protein B160 (gene B160). NCBI's taxonomy places the organism in Eukaryota, Viridiplantae, Streptophyta, Magnoliopsida, Malvales, Malvaceae. The record is from RefSeq and is a predicted model, not a curated record. Gene Ontology annotation, cellular component: chromatin; histone deacetylase complex. Gene Ontology annotation, biological process: regulation of transcription by RNA polymerase II. Gene Ontology annotation, molecular function: histone H3K9 demethylase activity; transcription coregulator activity; chromatin DNA binding.